AUGUUAACUUUUUCAGGUGAAAUUAAAGAAUCCUCAUCUUCAAGACAAAGAUUGUGAAAUAAUCGAAAAGAAAAAUCUAUUAAAAAAUCAUUUUUUGAGUUUUAUCGCCUACUUUAUCAUAGCUCAAGUCUUGAAGACAAUUAUUCUUUUCGUCAAAAAGUUAAAGAAGCAACUGAAGGAAUUAUUUGAAUUUUACAAAUUAUAAGUUUACUAUGGGUUCCAAACCUUUCAAUAAAGCAUUGAAAUGAGCAUAUAACAUUAUGAGAAAUCAUGGGGUACUUACGAUUUGACAAUAUAUUUUCGGAGUUUGGAAUGAUAAAAGAAUCCCUAUAUUUAUGUAUAAUCAGCAUUUUUAUUAUUUUUUCCAGUAUUUUCGUUUUAGUUUUGCUGAUAUAUUAUUCAUUUAGAUUGCCAAAAUCAAUAUUCGGCAUUUUUAGACAAAUUUUCAAUUUUUGGGUUAAUGUGAUUUUUAUACCGUCUAUGGUUUUAUUUUCCAUCUUUUUAAAGUAUAAUAUCAUAUCAGAAAAAAGUAUUACAGAAUAUAAAAACAACAAUGGAUUUUCAGAGUUUGAAAUAAAUGUUCCUUUACAAUUGGUGUUAAUUUUUGCAAUGAUAGUAGCUUUUCCAAUGAUUUUAUUCCACACUGAAUUUUCAGGUGAAAUUAGGCACUCAGUAAGUUGCCAAAUAUUAAAAGCAAAAGCGCAUUCUAAAAUAGAUUUGCAUUUAGCAAUUUUCACUUAUUUUUCUCCUGUAAUUUAUGUAUGUCUUGAUCAUAACUACAUGAUUUAUUUUCAAUUUUUUAUGAUGAUUAUUUCAGCAGCUAUUGUUGUAGAAGUUAUGCAGUUUCUACCAUAUUUUUCAAUUUAUUUUAAUCUAGCACAAAUUCUUAGGCUUUGUGGGGUCUCUUUAGUAUCUUUUGGAUUUAUUCUGGGAUAUAUAAUGGAUAAUUCGUUAUUUAUUAUUCUAUUUGCGAUUAUUUUAGGACCUCUAAUCGUACUGCUAAAUAUUCAUUUUGUGCUAAAGCUAGAAAAAAAUUUAAAUUCAAAUAUUCCAGUUAAUUUAGCCGAAAUAAACUCAGCAUAUCAGCUUGAAAAGUCCCUUCGAUACUCCCUAUGCUCUAAUAGCAUUGAAAGCAAAGAUCAGAUAAUCUACCUCUUCGAAAUUUUCUAUAUAGAAAAACCCUUUUGCCGAAAUAAACUUGAAAGUAUCUGGAUAGCAAACUACUGUUUAUUUACGUUAAAAGAUGAGUCUUUAGCCAAAGUUAAGCUUACAAAGACCAUGGAUAUUUCAGAAUUAAAUUUAGAAGCAAAUUUUCAAGAAUAUUUAUCAAAUAAAAAUAUUCAAAAUUCUUCAUCAGAUGAAUCAGUUCAAUUUAUUGAUUAUUUUCAACAAUUAAAUCUAAUUAAAAAGAAAGAUCACAAACUGUGUUUCAAUUUAUUAAAAUUCUGAGAAGAAAUAACUGCGUCCAAACCUGAUCUCAAAUGAUUGGUAAAAAAACUGAAUUGGAUUGAUGAAAAGAUAUUAGCCAUUAAUAAUCAAUACAGCCAAUUGACAGCAAAAUUUUUUUACUCUAAAGAUUUUUUACUCCCCCUCUUCAAGUGAACCAAAAAAAAUUCUGUUUAAUGAUGGAGGGAGAUUAAAUUUUUUAAUAAAAAUUUAUAUAUAAAUUUAUAAUAAAAAAAAUCAAGUAAAAAUAAAUUUAAUUUGUAAAAUUUAUGUUUUUUAAAUGCAAGCUGCUUAAUUUAGCAGAAUUAGUUAGGGAUUAAUUACAAUAACUAUAUCAAAAUUUUUUUUUCAUAAAAAAUUUUUUGUUUGAUAAAAGGGUGGCUUUUUGCAUUAAAAAUAGGGAUUUUUCCAAUGGUUUAUUCGCUCACAGAGGAGGGGUUAGAGCUUUAUGCCUCAUAUGCAAAAGAUAUACUUUUUGACUGAGAAAAAUCUAAUUUGCUUGAAAAUAAAUUAAAAUCAUAUGAGAAAAGCGCUAUAAGUUCUUAUUCAAGAAAUCCUAGCUGCUUUAAUGAUGCAAAUGGAAUUUUUGUAAUAUCAGGAGAAGAAGAAAAUUUUGGUGAAAUUCUUUUUUCUAAUACAAAAGCUAAUGAAAUUAUUAAAUUUGCAGAUGGGAGCAGCAUUAUGGACUUUAUUCCUUCAUUCUAUAGCGGAAAAUUAAAAGACGAAAUUAAUUGGCUUAUUCAUUAUGGCUCAAGCUCAGAAAUUGAUUUAAAAGAAGGAUUUUUCUUGAAACUCCCGACAAAUUUUCUAAUAGAAAUCACAGGAAAAAUGAUAAUAACCUCAAUUGACAAUUAUCUUGUUUUAAUAUUUAUUUUUCAGAAAAAGCAAACUAAUCGUCAAAUCGCAUUGAUUUCUGAGGAUGGAGAAAUUUUCGAUUAUUCCGAAGAUUUUCCUUUACUCUUCCCAUCCUUGGGCAAGCAAAACGACUGAAAAAUCCUACUCAUUAGGAAAAACUAUCGUCCAUAAGAAUCAUAAUGUUUUUUACUACAAUUAUAUUUUUUGUAGAACAUUUUUAUAUUAAAUACCUAAUUGUAUUAAAUUUUUAAGCUGGUUGCAAUUUAAAUAAAUUUAUGAUACUUUAUAUUAUGCGUUGCAUAAAUUUCUUAUGGACGUUAUAUGCGCCAUUUUCAUAUGAAAUUUCAAAUUAUGAAUUUGCCUCACUAAAAUCUGCGUUUUGAAACGCAUAUUUGGUUUUCACAUACCAAAUUCAAAUUGACAUGCAUAUGCAUGAUAAGAAAUUAUUGCAAUACAUAAUAUUUAAAUUUUUGAUUAUAGGGAUUUUUGAAAUUUUGAAGAAAAAAAAAACCCCAAUUAUAAGAAGCAAAAAAUGUUUGCUCAUUAGAGGAGAGCUUUAGCAGCAGAAAAAUUUAAGGAUGAUUUGAAAGGACAUAGUCUUAAAAAUGUAUUUCCCGAACUCGAAAAUUUUAACUUGCAAUUAUCAAUCCCUUAUCAUUUAAAAAACUGUGAAUGUCAGACUAUCUUGAUUUUAUCUUAUUUUCAAAUAAACCGAUUAAAAAUACUUCAUGCAUUAUUAAUUAAUGAUCAUGAAGAAAUCAAAGAUUGAAUAAAUAAAAAUAAGGCGCUUAAAAAAUGCAAAAAAGAGAAAGCAAACUUAAUAAGCUGUCCUUUAUCACUAAACUCAAUAAGAUCAUUAAACUCAGAAGGAAAUAAAAACUGACUAUAUCAUAUUUCAGAAGAAGAUUGCGUUAAUCCUGAAAUUAUUUCAAAUCAAACUAGUAUCAAUGAAUCUUCAGAAACAGCCAAAAGCAAUCGAUCAGAAACUAAAGAAAAAUACAAACCAUUCAAAAAUUUACCUAGAAAUAAAUUUCUUCGAUUAUUGAAAAAAUCUUCUCAGUCAAUAAAUAUUUUGCAUAUUGCUUUUAUUUUAUCAGUAAUAUUUAUGCAGAUUUUUGCUGUUUUAAGCACAAAUAUAAUUAAAAUAUGGCGUCUUCGUCUGGGCAUGGCCUCCUGGCCAUGCAGCCUCGACUCAUAUUUUAAUUAUAUCCGGUAAGGUUUUUGCCAUUUCAGAGAUGGACAGCAAUGCUAGGCAAGCAAUUCUGGUUGUGUACAGAGCCUAGCCCAAGUCUAAUUUCAAGGAUGGUUUUUUCCUCAUGGGGAAGGAGGGCACGUAAGUUGGAAAGGGGAAGCUCAGCAAAGUCCUUUGGACCAAUCAGGCAACUUUCUAGCGUGAAACUGGGCGUUACGUCCCAGGCUACGUGCUUUUCCUUUUUGCCGAAAGCCGACCAGAAAAUCCAUUUUUUGGAUUUUCGGAAAAGCAGCCCAUGUCCACAAGCAAGUAGCUCACUCAUGAGCCGUUGAAAGUCGGUGACAUUUGCCCUAGGCGCACCCUGGCGAACAAAGCAGGUUGGCCCAGCAACUUGUAGGCCCGAUGCGGCGAAAGGUAAGCAGAAGAUCUGGGGGAGAGUCUACCCCGUAAGGGACGUUAAACGUAUAAAUUCUAAUGUAAUGUAAUGUUUUAAGCACAAAUAUUGCCGUUCUAUGUUACGCAUAUUCAAACAUAGAUUUUAUUAAAAACAUGGAUCUUCCUAUCACAAUAGGCAAAGUAGCUAAAAAAUUGCAAAAUAUAUCAUUAGCUUCAAGCAUCCUUUGGAGGCUUGGAGAUUAUAAAAAUUUUGGCACUGAGCUCGCUAUAUCAACGUCAUGAAUUAGAUUAGAAUCUUUUAUUUCUGAAUUAAAAGCCAUAUAUCUAAAUGUUACUUCUCAAUUAGAAAAUUGAAAUUAUUGCUCAGGACAAGAAAUUUUUAUUAAUGAAAAAAUAAAGCUAUAUAAUUGAGAGCACAAUAAAAAAGUAAAUUUAUUAGGCAUGAUUUCACAAGUAAUUCAGACUGUAAAAAUUAUAUAGGGAAAUGAAAUGAUCAGAAAAGCCAAUAAUUCAGAAGACUAUUCAUAUGAAGCUUCUUUUUUGUAUGUUAAUGGAAUUGGAGACACUUUUCAGUAUUGCAACCAUUCUUUAUAUGAAGUAAUGGACUGCCAAAAAUCAAUUAUGCUUGACUUUAAAAGGGAUAUGUUUAUUUUACUUGUAUUAGGGAUUGGUGUACUUAUUUUAUGCAUUUGCUGUAUGAUCCCUUUUUGGUGCUCUAAUGCAAAAAUUGAAAGCAAUUUGUGAAAUAAUUUAAGAAAAAAAGUAUAUUAUCAUCCUGAAAUAAAAUUGGCAUUAUUAAAAAGACUUAAAUCUGUCCAUUAUCAGCGUGAUAUGCUAAUUAAUGAUAGAAAUUUUACUAGUUCUCAGUUUAAUUUCAAAAAUAAUUGAAGAUUGAUAUGAAGGCUUUGCAUAUAUUUUUCAGCUGUUACGAUGUUUUCGUUAAUUAAUAUAACUUAUCUUUAUGAAAAGUGCACAGAUUAUUUAGCUUAUAGACCUGAAAUAAUAAAAGAAAUAAUCCAUGAGCAAAUGCUGGAAAAUUCUAUAGGGUUAUCAGCUACUGAGUCUCAGUUCAGAAAUUGAGGACUUUUAUCAGUAAAUAAAACUCCUAGUGAAUAUCCUUUGAUGAACAGUGAAGCAGCAUUUCAAAAGGAUAUAUUAAGAUUUAGCCGCUCAAAAAUAAUGGUAAGGGAUCCAAAGUACUUGCCAAUUUUAUCACAAAAUAUUAGGUCUAAACUUUAUGAAAGCCAUUAUGAUUUUUGAUCAAAAUAUUUUAUUUUUGGAGUAUAUGCUGCGGAAGGAUUGGUAUGAUUUAUUUAUUUAAAUUGCAAUUGAUAUUAUCAAGUGCCAGAUUUACCUUGUUUUGAAAUUAAAAUAUCAAGCCAAAAGGUUAACUAGCUAGCUCAUAGAACUAUAAAAUAUUUUUUUCCUAUCAAAAAUAUCGUAAUUCAUAGCGAGUUAUUGCCGCUUCUUAGCUAUAGAUCUUUUUUAUAAAAAAUUACAGAUAUUUAUUUUCUAUUAAAUUUGCCGAUUUUUAAAAAAAAUGGUAUAAGAUUUGACAGCUAUGUAAUCAUCCAUUCCAACAAAUUAAUUUUGCUAUGAUUAAAUUGGCUUAGAAAUAUUGACACAUUGAUUGUCAAUUAUAGUGAACUAACUGAUGAAAUUGACCAAUAUUCUCAAAGUGUAGUUGAAGAUCAGAUUAAAACCAUUGUAGCGGCGUUUUCAUUUUUUAUUGCAAGCUCAAUUAUAAUAUACUUUACACAAUAUUUCGUGUUUUUUAGGAGAGAAAAACAGUAUUUACAGAAAAUAAAUUUAAUGAUGGAAAUUAUUCCAUCAUAA
Molecule: messenger RNA, 5725 nt
Organism: Blepharisma stoltei
Lineage: Eukaryota; Ciliophora; Heterotrichea; Heterotrichida; Blepharismidae
Source: the annotation of a GenBank genome assembly